CAAAGGCCCGCUCUCUGGCCUCUUGUGCUUUCUUGAUCCAGUGGAAUCACGUUUAGGUGCAGUGGUUGGGCAGGAAAAGGGGUGGUGACGGUAGAGCAGAUCCAUUCAAUGCCUUCCUCAGAACGCGACAGAGGAAUCUGACGCUUUGUCGAGGUGUGCAGAGCCAGGCCAGGCAUGGAUACUUUGAUUCUUCAAGGAGCGCAGAGCCAGGCAGUCGCAGUGUUCCUGCGUCCAAAGUACUGACAAACGGAGGUGGAGAAUGUCUGUAUUGGAGGGAGGCUCGGACGAGAAGAUAGAGGCAAGGUGUGUGAUGGUGGGUCUUCAGAUGGAUGCCAAUGGCAAGGAAUUGCUUCACUGGGCAAUCAACAGAGUCGCGGAGCGAGGUGAUCGCAUUGUCGCCGUGACUGUCUGCAGGGAUUCCGAUCUGAAAAACGCUAUCAGCACCCUGUCCAUAUUAACCGUGUUAGAAGAUUUUCUAGCACCAUACGAAGAAGCCUGCAACUUUAAGAUGGUUUCUCUUGUCGGUCGUGUUGUUCGUGGUAGUUCGAUUCGGAAAACCCUAGUGAAUGAGGCCAGGAUUUGUGGAGCCACGAGCAUCGUUGUCGGAGCAAACAAAUAUAUCUCAAUAGGGAGCUCUGCCUUAGUUGCCAAGUAUUGUGCCAAGAAGCUCCCUCCAACCAUUUCCCUAAUUACAGUUCAAGAUGGACGGGUCAUCUUUGAAAAGAAAGCUACUUUUGAAAAAGCAUCCCCUGGAGAAGCACCACCCCCAAGUCUGCCAAGUAUGUUGCAUCGCAGACUUUGUAUGCAGCACGGAAUGGCCAUACCAAACUCUGAAGAAGAGGCUGGUAAAGAAUCCCUGAAAGCAUCCAAUUCUGGAUUUGAAAACAAUGGAAAGAAGGCAAUCUCAAAUGACAAAAAUCAUGUCUGCGAGGGGGCAAGAGCAGCUACUCAAACCUCGGUCACAGUAUUGGUUAGACAGCUGCCACAGCCUGGGAUAGGUUGGCCUCUACUGCGAAAAGCAGUGAAAGAAAGCAAAGCUGUGAAGAAGGCUGAAGGUGCUCGAAGAUUAUCAGUCGUCCAAUGGGCCAUGGCUUUACCCGAUAGGAAUUUCUCAUCAGCUCAACCAUUGUUUCAGCUUUCCAAGGAGUUGCGGACGACCCUCAACGACAAUAACUCGAGCUGCAAAUGGUUUCAAUAUGAGGAACUACUGAGUUCGACUAAUCAGUUCGCUCCAGAAAACUUGAUAGGCAAAGGAGGAACUGGCCAAGUAUACAAAGGCAACCUUCAGAACGGUCGACAGAUUGCUAUAAAAUUAUCUCAGCUGUCUACAAAAUCAUCAAGAGAUUUCCUUCAGGAGGUUGAUAUAGUUACAAAACUUGAUCACCCACAUGUAGUCUCAUUAUUAGGCAUUUGCGUAGAGAAGAACAAUCUUAUUUCUAUAUACAAAUAUUUCGUUAAUGGAAGUUUGGAGGAAAUUUUGCAUGGAAAGAAUGCCAAAGAGCCAUUACCUUGGGAGACAAGAACAAAAGUAGCAAUGGGGAUUGCUAAGGCUCUUAACUAUCUUCAUCAUGGUUCUCAAACAGUGAUCCACCGAGAUGUGAAAUCUUCAAACAUUCUUCUUGACAGCGAAUUUGAACCUCAGUUAUCUGAUUUUGGCUUAGCUAUCUGGGUUCCAAAAACCUCAAACUACCUAACACAGAAUGACAUUGUCGGAACUUUCGGAUACCUUGCACCUGAGUACUUCAUGUAUGGAAAAGCUAGCAAUAAGAUUGAUGUCUACGCUUUUGGCGUCGUUCUACUGGAAUUGUUAACUGGAAGAAUGCCCAUCAAUGACAAUAGUCCUAAAGGUCAAAAAAGUUUGGUGAUGUGGGCGACACAAGUUAUUGAGAAUGGAAAUCUAAUGGAUCUAGUGGAUCCCAAACUUGAUGCCGACUAUGACAAAGACCAGAUGAGAAGAAUGAUCUUAGCUGCAUCUCUUUGCAUAACAAGAAUAGCUCAAUUCCGACCCGCAAUCAACAAGAUAUGCAGUCUUUUACAAGGAGAAGACGACAUCGAGAAAUGGAUAUGCUGCCAGGCAGAUUCCAUGUCAGAUCUGGUAGAUUGUCCAGAUGACGAGGCCUAUCCAACUUCUAACAUUGGAUCACUAGAGCAUGCAUCUAUCGAUGUGGAUCACAAUGCAUCAUUGACCAGCAGUGACAAGCGUGGUUACUGGCAAGAAUAUCUCAGAGGUAGAUGGAGUCGUUCCAGUUUUUAUUAGCUCUUCACAAUCUUACCCAUCCAUUGUUUGUGUUCUUCUGAAUAGAAAUCCCUUGUACAUAAUAAAGCCUGGUUUUGAGUCAGGAUAACUUUCCGACCAAAAACCGGGGUCAUGAUUGUAUGAAGUAGAGAAUAAGAGAAACAUGAGCAACACAAACAUUUUCGAUGGGUUUCCCUCAA
This is a messenger RNA of Zingiber officinale, 2436 nucleotides long. Its product is annotated as receptor-like cytosolic serine/threonine-protein kinase RBK1. Gene Ontology annotation, molecular function: protein kinase activity; ATP binding. NCBI's taxonomy places the organism in Eukaryota, Viridiplantae, Streptophyta, Magnoliopsida, Zingiberales, Zingiberaceae. Bases 260 to 2257 code for a protein of 665 amino acids. Gene Ontology annotation, biological process: protein phosphorylation. The record is from RefSeq and is a predicted model, not a curated record. The transcript is spliced from 12 exons.